UAGCAGAGUUGAAAACCUGGAGUGCAGCAUAAGCGAAGUCCAUGCUGCGAAGUGAGGAAAGACUGAAAGAAAGAGCAUAUAGCAGAGAGAACAAUGAAACUGGGUGGAAUCAAAUCGGUGGAGAACGCGCACGACGAUUCGGUGUGGGCGGUCACAUGGGUACCCGCAACCGCCACCCGACCACCGCUCCUCCUGACCGGCUCUCUCGACGAAACCGUCCGUCUCUGGAGAUCUGACGAACUCGUUUUGGAGCGCACCAACACCGGCCACUGCCUCGGCGUCGCUUCCGUCGCCGCUCACCCCCUCGGCUCCAUCGCCGCUUCCUCUUCGCUCGACAGCUUCGUUCGCGUCUUCGAUGUCGAUUCCAACGCCACCAUCGCCACCCUCGAGGCUCCUCCCUCUGAAGUCUGGCAAAUGCGUUUCGAUCCCAAGGGUGCCAUUCUAGCAGUUGCUGGCGGAGGUAGUGCAUCAGUCAAGCUUUGGGACACUUCCACGUGGGAACUGGUUGCUACUCUUUCAAUUCCUCGUCCAGAAGGUCCCAAACCUACUGACAAAAGCAGCAGCAAGAAAUUUGUGCUGUCAGUUGCAUGGAGCCCUGAUGGAAAACGACUGGCUUGUGGCUCAAUGGAUGGCACCAUUUCUGUUUUUGAUGUACCACGUGCCAAAUUUUUACAUCACCUUGAAGGUCACUUCAUGGCUGUGAGAUCUCUUGUUUAUUCUCCUUAUGAUCCAAGGCUACUGUUUACAGCUUCAGAUGAUGGUAACGUCCACAUGUAUGAUGCUGAGGGAAAAGCAUUAGUCGGGACCAUGUCAGGCCAUGCUAGUUGGGUAUUGUGUGUGGAUGUGAGCCCAGAUGGGUCAGCCAUUGCCACAGGUUCUAGUGAUAGAUCUGUAAGGCUAUGGGAUCUUAGCAUGAGGGCAUCUGUUCAGACAAUGAGCAACCAUACAGACCAGGUAUGGGGAGUGGCUUUUAGACCACCUGGAGGUAAUGACGUGCGAAGUGGUCGGCUUGCUAGUGUAUCAGAUGACAAGAGCAUUUCCCUGUAUGAUUAUUCCUGAUUUGCAUAUUGCGCACGAUAAGGAGACGGUGUAUUUGUACUUUUUGUGGAAUGUUAUCAACUUGUAGUGCUUUCUCUUUACAAAAUGAUUUGAAAAAAAUGCAUCCUUGUACAUACUGUAUGCGAGUU
Abrus precatorius (Indian licorice) is the source of this 1187-nucleotide messenger RNA. RefSeq names its product WD repeat-containing protein VIP3. The coding region runs from base 94 to 1059 and encodes 321 amino acids. The record is from RefSeq and is a predicted model, not a curated record. The transcript is spliced from 2 exons. Gene Ontology annotation, molecular function: protein binding. Gene Ontology annotation, cellular component: Cdc73/Paf1 complex. NCBI's taxonomy places the organism in Eukaryota, Viridiplantae, Streptophyta, Magnoliopsida, Fabales, Fabaceae.